AGGCUCUGGCACUGUUUCCCGUUUAGGCAAAUUCACCUAAAUCUGUGCUUUAUCAUUUUCCCGUCCCCCCUCUGUUUUCACUCAAAUCUUGUACAUUAUUUAACUAUAGUAGUACUAGUUUCAAGGUCAAGCAGAAGAUAUCAAGAGGGAACGGUUUCCUCGAGUGUCAAAUUUUUCAUGACUUGAUCACAACAAAGAAUUAUAAAGUACGAGUAAAAUUGGUGUUCCUAGUCGUCUAGACCUUUAUGGUUAGACUUGCUACUUAGUGCUCUUAAACGGAUUGCGCCGAUUGCCUCAACAUCCGUAUCGUUGUAUCGAUCCAACUACAUAUAAUUUGAUUUUGAUGAAUGAAUUUAAUUGUUCAACAAAAAACGAGCAGCAGAAUAAGAAACUAUACAGAUCAUGUUGAUGAAAAAACUACUAUGACAAAAUCGUUGAUUACAUCUAGUUCAUCUUCGAUGAAGGGAGUCCGAGUGCGGAGUUGGGCGAACCUCGCGGAGGUCGUCCGGAAGCACUACGUGGUCCCGGAUGCCGUUUCCGGACCAACCAACGCUCAUUCUACACAGCGGCGCUUCGAUGACCCUACUGCUGGAGCUCAGGUUGUGCUUUUCCGCGACAAUCAUGCUUGGUGUCCGUACUGUCAGAAGGUGUGGCUUUUUCUAGAGGCAAAACGCAUUCCUUACGACGUGAAGAAAGUAACGAUGUUCUGCUACGGAAGUAAGGAGGCUUGGUACAAGAAGCUGGUGCCAAGCGGAAUGCUUCCAGCACUCGGCUUUCUAGAAGCAGCUCCGUCAUCUUCCGCUAGUGGCAGCAAGAGAACCUCUUCAUCGAGCCAAUCAGUGUCGUUCGAGUACUUCGUCACGGAAUCCGACGAUAUUUUAGCGGAACUAGAGCACAAAUUUGGGACGCUUGCGGGCACUCGAAGCCUCACUGACCCGGUGACGCUAGAGGGCAGAAAGCUGGAACGCAUGCUUUUUUCGGCCUGGUGUCAGUGGCUUUGCAACCCCAAUUGUCCGGAUCGACAAGGGCAAGCAGGCUUCCAAUCAGUAGUCAAGCGACUUGAGCAGUAUCUGGAGAAGGUGAACAAAGGUCGUCCAGGAGUUAAGGCCUAUAUUUAAUAGAAGCAGAGUACUAUUUUUGAACACUAACUCCAUGGCUUGACUUUUGGUUUUUACCUUAGAAAAGGCAUGCGUCUUGCAAUCACACUCGUGCGAAAAAAUUCUUUCUGUCGGCCUUGAGCACUAGCCUCAACCUCCCUCAUUGCAUUCCGCACGCACUACCACUCUUGACUUGUUUUCCAAUAGGAACGAUGAAGUUGUUCAAGGUGUUUAUUUGUUCCAUAACUUACUACGUGAAAACAAGUCAAGAACCAUCUGAGGAAUGCGAUGGCAGAAUCUCUAAGGCACGAAACCCAGAUCAAGCUCCACCAAGGUACUUUUUCAGUGGGGGAGAUGGAAUGGGAGUGCUUGAUUGCGUGGUGACUCCAAUGUUGGAACGAAUGUGCGCCAGUCUCUUCUACUACAAUUAUGACUCAAGUGGCAGCAACUUGAACAAGCCUCGUAAAUUUAUAAUAGCACCACGACCUCCCCCUCUUUAGUGUCGUGACUGUAAAUCUGUAUUUGUAAAUUCGAGACGAGGGAGCACUCAUUACAACUUAGAAGGAUAGUAACUUCUUGAUGUACUCGAAAACUGAAAAUAACCGAGUUACUGACUGAAGUAAGGGAGGUAGCUUUGACAGGGCUACUCUUCCUUGUUCAAUAUCUCGCUUAUUUUAUGUAGUUUUUACUCGCUUAUUUCAGUUUAUCGAAUAGUUCAAAUUCAAUAUGAUAAUGUUGAUGUUGUGCCACAGACUCAGACGAUGGAUUAGGCUUCUUGGUUCCUCAGUACUAUUAACCACAUCUUCAUCACGUCUGUUCUAAUCUGUGGGUUUUGAUUUGCGACGCGAGCAUUCAGGCAUUGACCGUUGGUUUGCAUCGAUGGAGUCGCUUCCUGUGUAUCGCGGUACAAAGAGCGACUUUCAUACGCAUGUGCACGAUUUGCCGCCUCAGUUAGGAGGAUGCGCCACGGGUAAUGCCGCCUCAGUUCCCGACUGCCAGCGCCUGGUGAAUUUCGGACUCCUCGAUGGGGGUGUCACGAACUACACCAACAAGGCGCUCUUCGGUGGCGAUGAACGUACUACAAUUCCGGAGCCACAAGAUGCGCGUUUAGAGGCUGUCUAUCGAGUGUUGCGCCACAAAGAGCGGCUGCAGAAAGCGAAUCCCAUGGGGGGGUUAGCAUCCUAUGACGUAUUGUUGCGGUGGACACUCUCAAAACUCGUUGACGAGCAUCUCGCUACACGGCAAAACGAGCAACAUUAUGAUUUCUCAGCUUGUAGUUCAACAUCAGGUUUAUAAAUAUGUAUUGGUGUGCGUCGACCAGUCUUCUAGCCUUGUGUUUGUGAGCGUCAUAGAUACUAAAACUAAUCUUAGCUUCGUCUCAGAGUCAGACUAGAUGUACUUGUCUUUACUAAUCUACGCAAGGGACGAGCGAGGUGGAAGGCGACUUGUUAGACACAAGCAAGCUCGAAGUAGAGGCAGCUGUCGGCAUGAGGUAUAUUCGCGAUCGAAUAUCGAUACCGAGAGACAUGGGCCUAUGGGCGGGAAGAUAUCUGCGUCUAGCACUUGCCGAAGUAGCAGAAUUGGCGGACGAUAUUUGUGGAGCGGGCAAGGAUGCUGGAGCAGCCUACCCUAUCCCGACGCAGCACCGACGGGAUACUGACCCAGCGCGAUUUUACUCGUAGGCGGACAACGAGGCAGGAGUUUGUGUCGAAGUGGUGGUAAGACACAAACAACAUAAGUCUCGAGAAAAAGAGCUUACAAUUACUUGGUGGUCGUGGUGGAAGACGCGAAGGCACAAACAAAACAAGUCUCGAGAAAAAGAGCUUACAAUUACUCAGCCUACUUUUCUCGCAGUACAGCUCUAUACUUGUAUAAGUGGAGAUAGUACCAAGCAGUAUAUCGAUCCCGUAGUUUAUUCACGAAGAAAAAGAUACCAUGAAUCUUCUGUAUUGGUUCACUUUAUAGAACUAUACAAGAAAAAUUACGUGUGCAGAAGUGUGCAGUCGACUACACAUCAACUACGGGCUCAACAACUUUUAAGGUAGGAAAGUGCAAUUAGUUUCACCAACUUUUCUUCGUUCCUGCCCCGAAAGGACACGACAUCCUGGACGACGUCGACUUGUGAAUCCGCAAACUGGAUGGACUUUUUUUAUAAUGGUUUAUGUAUCGUUUUAUAUCGACGAGAAGAGGAUGCCCAUGCCUUUCAACCAAGCUAAGUAGACUCUAAAAAAGGAAGUGCAACAAUUAAGUCCUGCGAGCGACCUCUUGCUAGGUAAAUGAAUGAAUGCACUACUUCAGUCCAGUCUACUAAGAUUUGUCAUCGUGGUGGAUGCCUCCACUUGUCGUGAGACUGAGUGUUCUUCGUGGAGGGAGCGCUUUCUCGAUGAAUCUGCAAGGUGAAGAGAAUCUAAAAGAAUGCAAAUCUUUUCGUCUGAAAUCGAAG
This is a messenger RNA of Amoebophrya sp. A25, 3540 nucleotides long. NCBI's taxonomy places the organism in Eukaryota, Dinophyceae, Syndiniales, Amoebophryaceae. The record is from the annotation of a GenBank genome assembly.